This is a messenger RNA of Durio zibethinus, 766 nucleotides long. RefSeq names its product RING-box protein 1a-like. The record is from RefSeq and is a predicted model, not a curated record. Gene Ontology annotation, molecular function: zinc ion binding. NCBI's taxonomy places the organism in Eukaryota, Viridiplantae, Streptophyta, Magnoliopsida, Malvales, Malvaceae.
CUUAUUAAUAAUUUCCAAGUUUUUUUUUUUAAACAACACGCUCGAGCUUACACGCGCGUCUUAUUUUCUCUUCGAUUCGCCUGACUUUACCUCUGCCCCAAAGCAAAAGGAAAAGAGAUUUUCUGCCUGCCCUUGCUGUUCGAUCGCAGCCAUGGCUACUCUAGAUUCCGAUGUCCCGAUGGUCCCCGUCGGCGAGGCUUCCAGUAGCAGUGCUCCUUCAUCCUCCUCUAAGAAGCCCAAGCGCUUCGAGAUCAAAAAGUGGAGUGCUGUUGCGCUCUGGGCCUGGGAUAUUGUUGUGGAUAAUUGUGCAAUUUGCAGGAAUCACAUCAUGGAUCUCUGCAUCGAAUGCCAAGCCAACCAAGCCAGCGCCACCAGUGAGGAAUGCACUGUUGCUUGGGGGGUUUGCAACCAUGCAUUUCACUUCCAUUGCAUCAGCCGAUGGCUCAAAACUCGUCAAGUGUGUCCAUUGGAUAAUAGUGAGUGGGAGUUCCAAAAGUAUGGCCACUAGAUUUUGGGCUGGUACCCGUGGAACCCCUCUUACCUUUCAGUUGGCUAUAUGACUUAAGAAUCAGAAUUUGACAUGCCCUGAGUGCAAUAUGCUAAAUUUUAUGAGAAUUAAAAUUCUUAUGUUAAUCUUUCCAUUUCUUUCUCUGGACGUGGAUGCUGAUGAAUGUCUUUUCAUGUGAAUGUUGUUCCUUGUUGAUCAGUUUGUGCAUGAAAGGAAACCUAUCUAUUUAGUUAGUCUGUUCUGUUGCAACAGAGAUUA